AUGUUAGCGUUUAUUUAUUUCCAUCUUAUUCAAAUAUUUCACUUACUGGUAUUUGCUCAACAAAAAAUAAUACGUGAACAACGUAAGAUUGUUUCAAAUCGUGAACGUCUUUGGUCUUUACCUGUCCAUUAUCAUAUCGCUGAACAAGUUGAUAGAAAAUUGGUUGAACAAGGCUUAUCUACUUGGGAAAAAGUUACUUGUGUAACUUUCAUAGAAGUCACCAAUGAGCAACAACAGCUAGCAGAUUUUAACAAUAAAAAUAUUUUAUAUUUUAUUGCUAAUAACGAAUGUUAUUCGAAUAUUGGUUAUGCAAGUGCUGAAAGUCGUUCUAUAUCGUUAUCACCAAACUGUGCGACAUAUGGUGUGCUUUUGCAUGAAAUCGGUCAUGCCCUCGGUCUUUGGCAUGAACACAAUCGUAUGGAUCGUGACAGAUAUAUCAAAAUCCAUUAUGAAUUGAUACCACCUGAAAGACUUGGUGAUUUUAGAAUUAAAUACUGGCUAACUGAUUAUGGCGUACCUUAUGAUUAUGGGUCUAUUAUGCAUUAUUCCACUGAGGCUUUUUCUAAAAAUGGACAAAGUACAAUAUUACCUAUAGAUACAAAUUAUGCGCAAACCAUAGGUCAACGUGAUCAAAUUUCAUUUUAUGACGCUGCUUUGAUUAAUCGUGCCUACUGUGGAAAUCGGUGUAAAAAGGCAAUUUUUGAUGCGUCAAAUUGUAGUAAUGGUGGUUAUAUCAGUCCAAUUCAUUGUAACCAGUGCAUAUGUCCGACUGGUUUCACGGGCAUCAAAUGUGAGCGUUUGCGUAAUAAUUGGAAUUGUUCUUCAUCUAUGCUUUACGCAACAAAACACUGGAAAGACCUUAUAUGGAAUGGUACGGCAAGAUGUACUUGGAUUAUUAAGGUAGAGUGAAA
This is a messenger RNA of Thelazia callipaeda (thelaziosis nematode), 911 nucleotides long. Lineage: Eukaryota; Metazoa; Nematoda; Chromadorea; Rhabditida; Thelaziidae. The record is from the annotation of a GenBank genome assembly.